AUGCUAAUAAGCACACCAUCGUGUGGAAAUGAAAAUAAGUUCCUGUGCCCGAAACUGGAGGAACAAGUUCCUGUGCCCGAAACUGGAGGAACAAAGACACCAAAGUGUGUAAAUGAAGUAAGCCAAAGUGCACUUCAAAAUAAGUUCCUGUGCCCGAAACUGGAGGAACAAGUUCCUGUGCCCGAAACUGGAGGAACAAAGACACCAAAGUGUGUAAAUGAAGUAAGCCAAAGUGCACUUCAAAAUAAGUUCCUGUGCCCGAAACUGGAGGAACAAGUUCCUGUGCCCGAAACUGGAGGAACAGUAGAUGUCUUCACCAUUAGUACCAGGUUGGACUCAUUACAAGUGAGAUCCCGUCAGGGGAAAAGGUGGAACAUCUAG
Lathyrus sativus (Indian pea) is the source of this 381-nucleotide messenger RNA. Lineage: Eukaryota; Viridiplantae; Streptophyta; Magnoliopsida; Fabales; Fabaceae. The record is from the annotation of a GenBank genome assembly.